Molecule: messenger RNA, 1464 nt
Organism: Pseudogymnoascus destructans
Lineage: Eukaryota; Fungi; Ascomycota; Leotiomycetes; Thelebolales; Thelebolaceae
Exons: 2
Coding region: 1-1464 (487 amino acids)
Source: RefSeq, a predicted model, not a curated record
AUGCCUGUCCUCGGCGCGACCUGUAAAGCCUGGUAUAUCAGGCAUAGUCCACACCGUUCCCAGUGCAGAUACGCCAGACCAUUGAUCCUUGUUAAUGACACGCCCCGAUACGCCAGCAUUUCUACAGGCAAUCUCGAGGCAAAUCUGGCUACUCUGAGCCGUCGACAGUUGAACGUCUCACAGAAAAUGCGCGUGAAUGCGGCUGCUCUGGAAUCAAACAGACUUGUUCGUGCCGAAUGGCAGGAGAAACUUGCAUCAUACGACCAUGAUAAUGGUUUGGGUUCGGAAUUGGAAGAGUUCGUCUCAGGGUUCCGCAGUGGAAAGCCAUGCCGAGUUGUGGAAAGAUUUGAAGGCGCUUUCAAUUAUUGCUUUAGGCUGCGCUUCGACAUGAGCGAUCAUGAUGACUGGCUGCUUCGCUUCCCUAUACCAGGCGAUGUUAUGUAUCCAACGGAGAAGGUCGAUCAGGAAGUUGCAGUCAUGAAAUUCAUCAAAGACAGGACUAGAAUUCCGAUCCCAAAAGUUAUAGCGUCUGGAAGAACUGAGGGACGAUUCGCCGGACUAGGACCUUUCAUUAUCAUGGAAUUCGUCGAAGGGGAACGUUUAGAUGAGGCUCUUUAUCAGAACGACAAGAUCAAACCCGGAAUAGGCCAGUCCACUUUGGAUUUCAUUUAUAAGCAAAUGGCGCAAAUCUAUUUGGAGCUGUUCGAACACGAUUUUGAUCAGAUAGGUGGAUUGUCAAUGUCAUUGAACAGUCGAUCUUGGCAUGUUAAAUCCGGCCCAUUAACGUUGAAGACGAAUGAAGGUCAGAGACUGACAGGGCUCCAUCUUUAUGAUAAUAGGGAGCCUUCCUCAACAACUACAGCAUACCUUAACAAACUUGUCGACCAGCACACACGCCUUCUAUGUGAAAAUCCCGAGUCUGUAUCAGACGACGUCGAGUGCCAAGAAGAAUACCGCUGUCUGCAAACUAUCAAACUGCUCACAAAACAGCUUGCGAGCUCUGUGGACCGUAAUGGUCCUUUCAAGUUAUUUCUCGACGAUCUACGAUUUGGGAACAUACUUGUGGAUUCUAAAACGUUCGAGAUAAAGGCGCUAAUAGAUUGGGAAUUCUGUUACGCGGCACCACGUCAAUUUCUCAAUGCUCCUCCUCCUUGGCUCAUACCAAAUCCUGAUCCCUGGGAUUGGACAGCUGAGGAGAGGGAAGAGUACAAGGUCCAUUUUACGAACUUCAUGAAGGUGUUGCAGGAUGAAGAAUCGUUAUUAGGAAAAGACCACAGUUUUUCUGCCCGGAUGCAAAUUUUCCUUGAAAAUGGUACCUUUUGGUAUCUCCAGGCUUUGCGAGAGCCACUAUGCUGCUUAGAACUCAUGGAAAGUUGGUCCGCUGAGGUCGGAAAACCACUGGAGACACCUGUGAACAUGGAGGAGUUCGUGGCAAGACGAUUCGAAACUCCCACUCUCGAAUAA